AUGUCUGUCCUUCUUGAAAUGUACCAUGCUACUCAAGCAUGCGCCAGCGUCUAUCUGGCCUUGCUAUCUGCCAUUGCAAUCUACAACCUCCGUCAAUGGGAGCCACAAACUGAAAGCGCAUCACGCUACUCGAACACGGCUACGCGACAGCUUCACAAAACCAGAACCACACAGGCUAGUGGUGUGCUAGCUACUCUAUCCUCGUUGGUGUCGUCGGUAAUUCUCGUUGUCGCCGUAUCAUCCGGUCGGAACACCAAGCCAUUCUUGCUCAGUGCCGCCAAUGCCGGCGGCCUUUUCCUGGCAUACAACCACAUUGGGAAUUUCUGGCGUAGCAGAGCCACAGUACCCCUAGCAUCCCGAUACAAUGAAGGAAUCAGAUCAACGCGGCAGAUGUUGCAAGCUCUAGGGGUAUUGAUGGUGAGCUGGGCAGCAUCGACGGUGAUAUAUCUGUUCCGAGCAAUUAUGUACUGA
Molecule: messenger RNA, 471 nt
Organism: Cladophialophora psammophila CBS 110553
Lineage: Eukaryota; Fungi; Ascomycota; Eurotiomycetes; Chaetothyriales; Herpotrichiellaceae
Exons: 2
Coding region: 1-471 (156 amino acids)
Source: RefSeq, a predicted model, not a curated record